Messenger RNA from Gossypium raimondii (Peruvian cotton), 1247 nucleotides. RefSeq lists its product as uncharacterized. The transcript has 5 exons. Lineage: Eukaryota; Viridiplantae; Streptophyta; Magnoliopsida; Malvales; Malvaceae. The coding region runs from base 209 to 1030 and encodes 273 amino acids. Gene Ontology annotation, molecular function: ubiquitin binding. The record is from RefSeq and is a predicted model, not a curated record.
CAGUCCACAAUCGCGAUAUAAAGAAACCCCUCACAUUUUAAGCCAAACCUAAGUGCGAAUUUGAAUCCCAUCGGUUUCUCAUCAACCAAACAGAAAAUUUCAGUCUACAAUUCGAAUUUUCGUUUUCUAAGUUAAAAUAGAAGGGGAGUGAGGGAUUGAGACUGAUAGCGAUAAGGAGAUACUGUUUUUUUAUUUGAUUUAGCGAAGGAUGUCUGCGGCAGUGUGCGGGAGCAAGAGAUCGUUCUUCGAAGAUAUCCCGUCACCGCCAUCGGCUUCUUCCUCUAAGAAGCUCCGGCGCUGCUCGCCGUCGUCUCCUUCUUCUGUUCGUUUGUCUCCGUCGCCAUCUGCUCUCAAUCACCUCCAAUCUAUCUUCCCUCACAUGGACCCCCAGCUUCUGGAGCAAGCGCUAUUAGAAUGUGGCAAUGAUAUAGACACUGCCAUCAAGAAGCUGGAGGAUCUUUGCUUAGGAGCAGCAGAGGCUAGAGGGGGAAAGACUUGUACCGUUGAGGAACUGGGCACAACUGCUGAGCAGGCAGGUAUAUUGACUAAUAAUGGAGAAGCUGUUGCUGCUGCUGUGACUAUUCAGAAUCCAUCAGCCUCUGAAAAUAUGCCUGCUGAUGGUGCUGAAUGGGUGGACUUGUUUGUGAGGGAGAUGAUGAGUGCCACAAGUGUGGAUGAUGCGAAAUCCCAUGUCUCUAAAUUGCUUGCAGUUUUGGAGAAUUCCAUAAGUAAACGUGCUGCAGAAGAGACGGCACAAAAUUUUCAAAAGGAAAAUCUCAUGUUAAAGGGACAAAUCGAAGCGAUGAUUCAAGAAAAUACAGUCCUCAAACGUGCAGUGGCAAUCCAACAUGAACGACAAAAGGAGUAUCAAGAUAAAAACCAAGAGUUAGAACAUUUAAAGCAAUUGGUGUCUCAAUACCAGGAACAGAUGCGAACUUUAGAGGUAAAUAACUAUGCAUUGAUGAUGCAUUUGAGACAGGCACAAGAAAGCAACUCGAUCCCGGGACGGUUCAACCCGGAUGUCUUCUAAAGAACAAAAAGAUGAAGUGGUUUAAGGUAGUAAGCUGUGACUGGUAUAAUUAGCACAACAAUGCUUUUUUCAUAAUCUGUUUUUUGCUUUGAGUUGAUAUAUGCUUAGUAAUAAGGUGUUUGUUUGAUUUAGAACCUCCCUCUUCGGUUUGUUAAAGGACUCCUAUCAUUUUUAAUAUUUCAAAGUGAUUCAAUUGAAUGAUAAGAUUACUUUUGUA